CCUCCCUUCCUGCUCCGCUGCUGCAGAAAAUGGCUGGAAGCAGUAGCAGCAGCAGCAGCAGUGGCGCGGAAAGGAACGUUCCUGAGUAUGAAACGCCGGAGCGGAAUUCCCGGAUGUUCCACGUGGGCGCCUUCGGGGCUCUGUGGAAGGAGGCGCUGCGAGAGGAGGACCUGGCCCUCGAGGAUGAAGACCAAGGGGAGGGGGAAGAGGAGGAGGAGGAUGCCGCGUUGGUCGCAGAGUUUCAGUGCGCGCCAGAAGUCGCGGCCGAGCUAAGGGCGGUCUGCAGAGUUGAUGCGCUGAUGGGACCAGCGAAGGAAAAUACAGAGGUUAUACCUGAAGACACCAAUUUAUUAACCCUUAGAAUCAGACAGAAGGCUCUUGAGAGACGAGAAAAAACAAUCAUUGUAGAUCGUGCAUGCAGACAAGAAACAUUUAUCUAUGAGAUGGAGUCUCACGCAAUUGGAAAGAAGCCAAAAGAUCCAGCCAACUUACUUAAGGAAGGAGAGCUUGUCUUAACUCUCAAUAUUUACUACCCUGUUAUAUUUCAGAAGCAUAAGCUUCAAAAGCCAUAUCAGACAGUGUUGGUUCUUGGUAGCCAGAAACUUACUGAACUGAGAGAUUCCAUUUCCUGUGUCAGUGACCUUCAGAUUGGAGGGGAAUUCAGCAAUAAUCCUGAUCAAGCUCCUGAAAACAUCAGCAAGGAUCUUUACAAGUCAGCUUUCUUUUAUUUCGAAGGUGUUUUUUAUGAUGAUAGAAGGUACCCAGAGUGCAGAGACCUAAGCAGCACAAUUAUUGAGUGGUCCGAAUCUCGCAACAGAGGCUAUUCAAAUCUUCAGUCUGCUAAAAUGGAAGACUACACAUUUAAGGACUUGAACAUCAAAAUAGGUUUUCCGUACCUGUACUGUCACCAAGGAGACUGUGAGCACAUUGUUAUCAUCACAGAUAUCAGGCUUAUUCAUCAGGAUGAUUGCCUGGAUAGGAGCCUCUAUCCCUUACUAACUCGAAAACCCUGGUUAUGGACCAAGAAGUGUUUUGUAUGCAAAAUGUACACAGCCAGGUGA
Messenger RNA from Anolis sagrei ordinatus, 1061 nucleotides. RefSeq names its product small nuclear RNA activating complex polypeptide 3 (gene SNAPC3). The record is from RefSeq and is a predicted model, not a curated record. Gene Ontology annotation, molecular function: RNA polymerase II cis-regulatory region sequence-specific DNA binding; bent DNA binding; RNA polymerase III type 3 promoter sequence-specific DNA binding. Gene Ontology annotation, biological process: snRNA transcription by RNA polymerase III; snRNA transcription by RNA polymerase II. Gene Ontology annotation, cellular component: snRNA-activating protein complex. NCBI's taxonomy places the organism in Eukaryota, Metazoa, Chordata, Lepidosauria, Squamata, Anolidae.